Morchella sextelata is the source of this 723-nucleotide messenger RNA. RefSeq lists its product as uncharacterized. The record is from RefSeq and is a predicted model, not a curated record. Bases 1 to 723 code for a protein of 240 amino acids. NCBI's taxonomy places the organism in Eukaryota, Fungi, Ascomycota, Pezizomycetes, Pezizales, Morchellaceae. The transcript has a single exon.
AUGUCCGUCUUCUGCGCGUUUAGAAAACCAAAACCAAAACCUCGAGCAGCAAUGUCUAUACAGUCAGCUCGAGAUAUGCCCUCCAGCACCGUCUCACACCGAAAGAUGCGCCCGCAAUUAAGCAUCCAAAUCCCGCCGCCGCCGCCGCCGCCGCGUCUGCAGAAACCUAUGCCCCCGAUUCCGGCGUCACAGACUAUCCGAAUAGUUCCCCCUACCAGGGCCAAUAACAAGGAGCCCCACUGCAAGGAUACUAAGAAUAACAAUGCCCCUAAAAACCCCAGGGACAUCAUUGAUAUCAACAAUCUCAGUAGCAAUGAACGUAUCAAGGCUGCGCUUGAGCCCCUACUCGCGCGGUGGAGCACGAACCUCAGCUUCCGCGAAGUCACGGCGAUUGCGCGCCUCCCUGCAGAGGAGGCGGGGGCUAUCUUCGUCGUGCAGCUUAUCGACUCGCUUGAGGCCGAGAAACGGAGACGGCGGGCUGCGGAGAGUUGUGUUAAGAUGCUGGAGGAGACGCAUACGGAGCUCCUCCGGAAGAAGAAGGAGGUAUAUGAGGAGACGCAGGGGCUACUGAGAAAGAGGUCGAUGGAGAUGAGGGAGGAGGAGGAGUGGGUUUGCAUAAGGGAGAGGGAGCUGAGAGGCGAGAAUGCGGUGUUGAAGGAGAGGGUUAGGCGUUUGGAGAUUGACUUGUGGAAUGCGAGGAAGAGGGAUGGGUCGAUGAUUUAG